Molecule: messenger RNA, 927 nt
Organism: Diaporthe batatas
Lineage: Eukaryota; Fungi; Ascomycota; Sordariomycetes; Diaporthales; Diaporthaceae
Exons: 2
Coding region: 1-927 (308 amino acids)
Source: RefSeq, a predicted model, not a curated record
AUGCCCUUCAAUGAGUACUGCUUGCUCGACCCUCGAGAGUUGGGCGAGCCGCACUAUGGAGCCGAAGGCUUCGACGUGGACCUCCAUGGCCCCAAGUACAAGAGAAUCACGCCUCAGAUGCAGGAGCAAGAGAGACUUGACGAGAGGAGGCGCAACGGCCUAUACUUCGAUGAGCCCGUCCAUGAUGCGCAGAAUCGCUUGCUGGACCUGAUCCCGAAGAACAACCUCUGCAUUCCACUCAACUGGUUCCAUUUUGAGAGCGACGCCGAGAAAGUGUUCAAGGCCGCCGCUAGGACACACGACGUUGCAAUUAACCGUGUUGGCACUACAAGACUUACUACUUGCCUCUGCAUGUUUCUGGGCGUCGUCUCAAAGCAUCGCGACCUGCGCUUGAGAGGAAAGGGGGAUCCGCCGCACAUGAGCCUCCAGGAACGUCGCGAGCGACAUUGGCAGGCAGUCAUUGACGAGUCGUCCUUUGCCAGGGACUUCAGCCAACGUCUUGUUCGUCAUGUAACUCUCAUGCUCGUCAGCGCCCACGUGGCUUUCUACAAUUUGAAAGGACCUCGGAACAAAAACAAGGAGUUGAACGACAAGAUCACCAAGGUGUCGGAGUGGUUCGAGGAGAACGACCCAGAGGACGUGAGGUCAUUUGAGUACUUGGAAGCGAAGCGUCCUGAAGUUCGUGCUGUCAGAAAAAAAGGAAACAACAAGCGCCAGGGUAAUCGCUACUCUCGCAAGCGUGCGACCGGCAUUCCUGGUCCUAUAGUCCGCCCUAAUUGCCCACGCCAGAGAUACACUCCCCUUUCACCACGACCAAGUCGGACGCUCCGAGCCCCUGCCAAUCCUCCUCAGUAUGGUCAAGUCGAGCUGCCAGAGCGUCUUGCCGAUUCAAAGGGAAGAAAAAGGAGAUAUGACGAGCGUGAGUAG